Molecule: messenger RNA, 1029 nt
Organism: Bipolaris zeicola 26-R-13
Lineage: Eukaryota; Fungi; Ascomycota; Dothideomycetes; Pleosporales; Pleosporaceae
Exons: 2
Coding region: 1-1029 (342 amino acids)
Source: RefSeq, a predicted model, not a curated record
AUGAUCUUCUCUUCGUACUACCGCUCUUUACUUUUCUUUUCAUCAUGUUUAAUACUCAGAGCUGGCGAUGCUCAGAUGCUGGGGUCGUGGUCUCCAGGCCAAAGAGAACUUCAUGUGCGACAGAAUGGCAAUAACAACGGCCCUGAUACAAGCGCAUUCACUAUCGUUAACGGAAGAAUCUACACGCCUGGGUUGGGAAUAAUACUAGCACCUCAGCCUUUCACGCCUAUGGGUGGCGAUUUCCUGCACAUUGCCCUCGAUGUGUCAGGUGACGGCAAAUUGCCUGUUCCUCCACGCAACAUUGCCGACCCACUCACUCAAGUCUUCAACUUCACUCUCUUCUUGACCUCAACAAUUACCCAGAAGAACUUCACAAUCUCUAAUAUAACAACCUCCACACCACCCUUCGCGGACAUACUCGACCAAGAGCUUGGCCAAACAGUCAAGCACAUCAACUUCGAAUGGCCAGACUGUCUCGUCGGCGAUGGUAAUGACGAGGAAGGUGCAACAGCAAGAGGCGACUACAACAUCAGUAUUCACCAAAACUACCGACUCAACGGUGUAGAUCGAUACACGAUUUUCAAUCUCCCUAUUAGUGUUACCAACAGUAUCCAGCCGUUCCCCGGUGCAGGCCAGUUAACUACCAAGCCCGCGCCAGGCCCAUUGAGCGCAAAUGGGGGCCGCAUGCAGUGUGCCAUGAUUGAGAAUCCGCUAGUGGACUUUCAGGUGCAGGUUAACAGUGUGAAUAACCCACCUGGGCAGCCCAUGCGAGAUAUCCAGAUUCAAACUAGCCCGCGAAGUGAUGGAGGGCAGGUUGGUGCAAAUGGCCAGGACGACGGAUCGAGGGGGACGGGAGGGGGACAGAAUGGAGGCGUAAGUGGGCAAGGCGAAAUAGCACCAAACCAAGGCGCAGGUAGUAGUCGUCCUGCAUUGGGCGCAGCAGUGAGGAUGUCUAGUGAGUCACUUUCUGUGGUCAUGAUCGGCAUGUUGGGGGUUGUGGUGGUGUUAUUUACAUCUGUGAGCUUGUGA